Messenger RNA from Mycena citricolor, 1372 nucleotides. The record is from the annotation of a GenBank genome assembly. NCBI's taxonomy places the organism in Eukaryota, Fungi, Basidiomycota, Agaricomycetes, Agaricales, Mycenaceae.
AUGGCUUUUUCACUCGCGCUCGCUGUUUUUGUCGCUCUUGCAGUCCCAGUCUCUACUGCGCCAACGCCCGACGUUGUUAUCUGUCCCGAUGGUACCUUCGUCCCAAGCAGCGUCUGCUGCGCGUUCAUCCCUGUUGGUCGGCGAAUUCUGAUCUUGACAGAGCGCUUAUUCCUCUCUCAGAUCGUCAAAGACCUCCAAGAGAACGUCUUUGAGCAUCUCUGUAGCGAAGAUGCGCACGAGGUACUUCGACUCACCUUCCACGAUGCAAUCGCCAUCAGCCAGUCCCUAGGCGCCUCAGCUGGUGGCGGAGCGGAUGGCAGUAUGCUGCUCUUCCCGACAGUUGAACCUUUCUACGGUGCAAACGACGGUCUCGAUAACAGUAUCAAUAACCUGAUCCCCGUUCUCCAUCGUCACAAUGUCUCGGCUGGAGACUUGAUUCAAUUCGCUGGAGCAGUCGCAGUUGGAAACUGCCCGGGUGCUCCUCGGCUGGAAUUCCUGGCCGGUCGCAAGAAUGCAGUAGCUCCUGCCAUCGACGGUCUGAUCCCGGAACCCGCAGACUCUGUGACAAAGAUCCUCAAUCGUUUCGCUGAUGCCGGCAACUUCUCUCCGUUCGAGGUCGUCUCUCUGCUCGCCAGUCACACUGUUGCCCGUGCCGACAAGGUCGAUACGACUCUCAUCGCAGCCCCGUUUGAUUCGACCCCGUUUGACUUUGAUACCCAAAUCUUCCUCGAGGUUCUGCUCAAAGGCACCGGUUAUCCGGGGACUGGUAACAACCCUGGAGAAGUCAUGUCGCCUCUACCACUGACUUAUCAGAACAACACGGGUGAAAUGCGACUUCAAUCCGACUUUGCGUUUGCUCGUGACCCGCGAACGGCUUGUUACUGGCAAAAUUUCAUCGGCAAAUCUCAUCGUUCUGAUUGCAUGCGCCGCAAGCUCACGCCAUCAUUUUUAGAUGAGCAAGACUACAUGGCAUACAGUUUCAAAGCUGCCAUGGCAAAAAUGGCGAUUCUGGGAUCGAGACGCUCAGAUCUUGUCGACUGCUCUGCUGUUGUCCCCGUUCCGAAGCCGGCUCUUAACAAACCAGCGAGCUACCCUGCCACCAAACACGCGCGGGAUAUUCAACAGGCCUGUCCUUACUAUGAAUUCCCGACUUUGACCACCGAUCGUGGUACCGUGGAGACUCAAAUCCCUCACUGUCCUGACGGCGGCCAGCUGUGUCCUCCUAUCCGCCUCCCCGGUCCCGCUUAGGGUAGCUGUGUGGUUCGACGAAACAACGAGGGAUCACGAUCCAGAGCUUAGAGAGACCUGAGAAACUUGAUUUGUGGAUAUGAAUGUGCACUCCAUUUCUUUCGGUGACAGAUAGGAAUCUUGA